GGAGAGACGCCUCUGCACUUUAUUUGCGAUAAUAGUAAGGACGAUGAUGAGUUGGCAACGUUAUUAUUCGAGCUCAUCGAUGAAAAACAUCAGCCACUGCAGAUCAACGCCCGGGACAAGUGGGGUUGCACACCGUUGCAUUACGUCACCGGCAAAAAACUGGCCGAACUGAUGCUGAGAAGAGGCGCCGAUCCGACUUCAGCCAAUGCCCACGGAGAGACUCCUCUGCACAACAUUAUUGCGAGAACAUACGACGAGGACUUGGCUAAGUUAUACUUCGAGGUCAUCGACGAAAUCGGGAAGACGGUGCAGAUCGAUGCUCAAAAUAAGUUUGGUAGGACACUAUUGCACAUUGCACUGUCCUGUACUGACGACGAGACGACCGAGAUUCUGCUUGAAAGAGGUGCAGAUCCGAAUUUGGCGGAUGCAAAGGGAAUGACACCUCUGCACUUUAUUUGCGAACAUCAUCAGGAUGACGGUGAAUUGGCGGAGACAUUUUUCAAGAUCAAUGAUGAAAAAAAUCAGCUAGUGCGAUUUGACGUCCCGGACGUGUAUGACCGUACACCACUGCAAUUAGCCGUGGCAUAUAUUAAGCCAAAAAUAGUCGAUUUACUCUUGGAUCGUGGCGCUGAUCUGUCUAACUUCUUUUUUCCUACUGAGAGUUACUUCGCCAAGAAUAUACCGCAUCAUAAUUCAAUUGAUCUCACUAAAAGAUUGGGACUGGCGUCUGGAGCUCUGCUCAUCGUCGAAAGUCUUGAGAAAAGUGGAUACGAGCUGGAUGUAAGUGAAGUCUUGACGAUCAUGAAAUUUUUCGCCAAGGAGGGAUUAUUCGUCAAGUCAGUGGAUCCUAACGUAAAUUUGUCCGUAGAAAAUUACUUCGUGCAACACAUGAAAAAGACGAUGAUAAAAGAGCAGAUGUCGGUCUACGAUUUAAUUCAGUUGAGACCCGAAGAGGCGGCGAAACAGCUCACAUACGCGGACUAUUACAAGUUUACGCAAACGUGGAUUGAAAGCUG
Messenger RNA from Trichogramma pretiosum, 1016 nucleotides. Its product is annotated as tankyrase-2-like. The annotation marks the transcript as partial. Lineage: Eukaryota; Metazoa; Arthropoda; Insecta; Hymenoptera; Trichogrammatidae. The transcript has a single exon. Gene Ontology annotation, molecular function: protein binding. The record is from RefSeq and is a predicted model, not a curated record.